This is a messenger RNA of Syngnathoides biaculeatus (alligator pipefish), 1434 nucleotides long. RefSeq names its product thioesterase superfamily member 4 (gene them4). The record is from RefSeq and is a predicted model, not a curated record. NCBI's taxonomy places the organism in Eukaryota, Metazoa, Chordata, Actinopteri, Syngnathiformes, Syngnathidae. The transcript has 7 exons. Bases 80 to 895 code for a protein of 271 amino acids.
AUGACAUGAAUGACGUCACCCUGUGUCUCCCUCAUGGCGGAAGUGAAGGGUGAACCCGUUUCAUCACUGAAAGUCAUUUAUGUCACAUCAGCCCCUCGUCAGCUCAAAGAUGGCAAGGAGGCUGUUACGAAUACUGAGGGGCUACCAGCAUCUUGCUUCACCCCCAUUUGUGUCUCCUCACCUCUGGCACUCAUCUAUCUUGUUGCCAAUCAGAAGCAGCUUCGUGCGGACCAUGGUGACACUGCCUUUCUCAUUCAGCCUGAAGCCUCGGGACUUCAGCCUGCCCAACUCCUCGUGGAAUGCAGAAACCAUGCGCUUGUAUGACUAUUACAACAAGCAGUGUGAGGUGGAAAAUGAAGUAGGAGAGAAGCAGAGGGGACCCUGGAGGAGACUGCCCAGCUACAAUCGCACCCUCAAGUACGCCACAGGAGGAGCCUAUCUCAGCAAGUUCAUCCAGUCCAAAAAUCGCCUUUUUACCCGCAGCAUCAAAACCGCAGGAGCUGCAUUUGAGUACGUUGUGUUUCUUAACAAAGAAGAGGAGAGGAGUGUCUGCAUUUUCCAGGCUGGACACCUGCUGGAGGGCCCGCCAGGGUGCGUUCUUGGCCCCUUGAAAAAACAUGUCCACGGGGGGGCAAUCGCUACUAUGAUUGAUUCUGUCACGGGCACUCAUGCAGCUUUCAUGUCUGGACCGGUGAUGACUGCCAAUCUCAACAUCAAUUACCGCAGCCCCAUCCCAUUGGGAAGUACAGUGUUAAUAAACUCCUCCCUUGAUCACAAGGAAGGCAGAAAAACGUUCAUUUCCUGUAAAGUGACCAGCUCUGAUGGCUCCAAGCUGCACACAGAGGCAACAGCACUCUUUCUGUCUAUCAAAGUCAGCCAUUUAUUGGGAGUCUAACACAAAACAAGUAUUUCAACAAGUAGAGGCCUUUUUUCUCUGUGUCUUGAAGUUGAGAUUUAUGUUUCGAAACGUGAUUUAUUUGGAGAUUUUAUGUGCUCCCCUCUCGUGUGUUUUCUCUGGGUACUCUGACUUCCUCCAACAUAAUUUUCUGACGUGCCUUUUAGUUUCACUGAAGAAUCUAAAUUGUCAAUAGAUGAGUGUGAAUGGUUGCUUGUCUCUAUGUGUCCUGCAAUUGACUGGUGACCAGUUCAGGGUGUCCCCUGCCUCUCGCCCAGUCACCUGCGAUAGGCUUCAGCUGUGACCCUAAUGGCGAUAAGCGGUACAAAAAGAUGGAUGGAUGAAUGAACAUCUGUUACAUGACAUAAUUGGGGAGUACCGUGGACUACACUGUUACCACUUAACUACCUCGGGUUUUACUCACAACAUCAGGUAUCUAAGCAUUAUUUAUUGAAUGGUUAUUUUACUGAUUUGAUUGUGAAUUUGAUAUUGUACCUUACAGUGUAACUUUCCUGCAAUAAAGCUUUGCUUGCAGUUAU